Messenger RNA from Scheffersomyces coipomensis, 1832 nucleotides. RefSeq names its product citrate (Si)-synthase (gene CIT1). The record is from RefSeq and is a predicted model, not a curated record. Gene Ontology annotation, biological process: carbohydrate metabolic process; tricarboxylic acid cycle; citrate metabolic process. Lineage: Eukaryota; Fungi; Ascomycota; Pichiomycetes; Serinales; Debaryomycetaceae. The transcript is spliced from 3 exons. Gene Ontology annotation, cellular component: mitochondrial matrix. The coding region runs from base 217 to 1617 and encodes 466 amino acids.
UUGUAGAAUUUUUUAAAAAUUUCCUAGUUUUUACAAUCUGAUCUUUUUACAACUACUUUUUUAAUCUUAUUCAUCUUUUAUCUUUUUAAUUUGGUAAUAUCUAUCAAUUGACAGACUUAAACUAGAACUAGAAAUAGACUCAGUUUUGUAAAUCAAUUUAAUCGUUUCCAAUUCAUAUAAAAUAAUCAUAGAUUAAAUAAAUCAUAUAUUUUCAUUAUGUCUGCCUUAAGAUCAAUUCAACGUUCUACCAACGUUGCUAAAAGAACUUUAUUACAAUCAAGAACUUAUGCCACUGCUGAACCAACUUUAAAAGCAAGAUUAGAAGAAAUCUUACCUCAAAAAGCUGAAGAAGUUAAACAAUUAAAAAAAGAAUAUGGUAAAACUGUUAUUGGUGAAGUUUUAUUAGAACAAGCCUAUGGUGGUAUGAGAGGUAUCAAAGGUUUAGUUUGGGAAGGUUCUGUUUUAGAUCCAAUUGAAGGGAUCCGUUUCAGAGGUAGAACCAUUCCAGAUAUCCAAAAGGAAUUAACCAAAGCUCCAGGUGGUUCAGAACCAUUACCAGAAGCUUUAUUCUGGUUAUUAUUAACUGGUGAAGUUCCAUCAGAAGCUCAAACUAGAGCUUUAUCUGAAGAAUUUGCUGCUAGAUCUGCUUUACCAAAACAUGUUGAAGAAUUAAUUGACAGAUCUCCAUCUCAUUUACAUCCAAUGGCUCAAUUCUCUAUUGCUGUUACUGCUUUAGAAACUGAAUCUCAAUUCGCUAAAGCUUAUGCUAGUGGUGUUAACAAAUCUGAAUAUUGGAAAUAUACUUAUGAAGAUUCUAUUGAUUUAUUAGCUAAAUUACCAAAUAUUGCUGCUAGAAUUUAUAGAAAUAUUUUCCAUGAUGGUAAAUUACCAGCUGAAAUUGAUCCAAAAUUAGAUUAUGGUGCCAAUUUAGCUAAUUUAUUAGGUUUCGGUGGUAACCCAGAAUUUCUUGAAUUAAUGAGAUUAUACUUAACCAUUCAUUCCGAUCAUGAAGGUGGUAAUGUUUCUGCCCAUACUACUCAUUUAGUUGGUUCAGCUUUAUCAUCCCCAUUCUUAUCUUUAGCUGCUGGUUUAAACGGUUUAGCUGGUCCUUUACAUGGUAGAGCCAAUCAAGAAGUUUUAGAAUGGUUAUUUAAAUUAAGAGAUGAAUUACAUGGUGAUUACUCUAAAGAAAAUAUUGAAAAAUAUUUAUGGGAAACUCUUAACGCUGGUAGAGUUGUUCCUGGUUAUGGUCAUGCUGUCUUAAGAAAGACUGAUCCAAGAUAUACCGCACAAAGAGAAUUUGCUUUAAAACAUAUGCCAGAUUAUGAAUUAUUCAAAUUAGUUUCAAACAUUUAUGAAGUUGCUCCAGGUGUCUUAACCAAACAUGGUAAGACCAAGAACCCAUGGCCAAAUGUUGAUUCUCACUCUGGUGUCUUAUUACAAUACUACGGUUUAACUGAAGAAUCCUUCUAUACUGUUUUAUUCGGUGUUUCCAGAGCUUUUGGUGUCUUACCUCAAUUAAUUCUUGACAGAGCUAUUGGUUUACCAAUUGAAAGACCAAAAUCUUUCUCCACUGAAAAAUACAUUGAAUUAGUUAAAAGUAUUGCUAAGAAUUAGAUAAGUCCUACUUUCUAUUAUCAUGAUUAGCAUUAGAUAUGAUUUUAAUCUUUUCUUUUUAUUUUUAUCUAUCUAUUUAAGUAUAUAAAAAAAAGACCAGACGAAUUUUUCCAAAUCACAUUUUUUUUUAUAUCACACCCACCCUUAUUGCCUAUUAUUGUCAUAUAUAUAUAUAUGUAUUUAUUUAUGUUUAUUUAUUUUAUGUAAAAGAACCA